Molecule: messenger RNA, 420 nt
Organism: Chaetomium globosum CBS 148.51
Lineage: Eukaryota; Fungi; Ascomycota; Sordariomycetes; Sordariales; Chaetomiaceae
Exons: 2
Coding region: 1-420 (139 amino acids)
Source: RefSeq, a predicted model, not a curated record
AUGAUGCUGGCGGGUCUGCAAAUGGAUAUGCCUGUGCCUGGAGGAACUCCAGGUGCCUGGAGGAACGUGCGAGGAACGAGUACUUCCGAAAGGUUCCUUUGCCUGGAGGAACGUGCGAGGAACGAGUGCCUGGAGGAACGUGCGAGGAACGAGUGCCUGGAGGAACGUGCGAGGAACGAGUGCCUGGAGGAACGUGCGAGGAACGAGUGCCUGGAGGAACGUGCGAGGAACGAGUAUACUUCCGAAAGGUUCCUUUUGCCUGGAGGAACGUGCGAGGAACGAGUGCCUGGAGGAACGUGCGAGGAACGAGUGCCUGGAGGAACGUGCGAGGAACGAGUACUUCCGAAAGGUUCCUUUUCCGAGAAAAACCAUGGUAUGCUCCAAGCACGGACCAGUUCCGGUCCCAUAAAAAACCCAUAA